Molecule: messenger RNA, 1955 nt
Organism: Synchiropus splendidus (mandarinfish)
Lineage: Eukaryota; Metazoa; Chordata; Actinopteri; Syngnathiformes; Callionymidae
Gene: orc2
Product: origin recognition complex, subunit 2
Exons: 15
Coding region: 173-1885 (570 amino acids)
Biological process (GO): DNA replication
Cellular component (GO): nucleus; nuclear origin of replication recognition complex
Molecular function (GO): DNA replication origin binding
Source: RefSeq, a predicted model, not a curated record
GCGGGGAAAGUUGUGGCAGCUCUCCGUGUGUCUCUCUGUCUCCAAUAGUUUGUUGUGGUAGUGACAGAUGAGCGGUGAGGUGGAUGUUUUCCAUCGCUUUGGACCCUCUACGAUACAUAUUUUCAUGACAGUCGUGUGUUUAUAGCGUAAGGUUUGACAACCACCUGCAGCCAUGAGUGUGCUGGAAGUGAAGUUCAUCGGUGAUGGAGAUGUUUUGGACCACAUUGUGGACAAACAGGAAGUCCCGCAGAGCAACUCCGGAGGUGUCCAGAAAAUGGUUUCAUUUAAAAGCCCAGCCGGACGAGCGAGUAAAGAGGACGGAGCAACGGAUUUGGACGAGAAUGGAUUCAUGGAUGAACAGAACUAUGUCCAAGUUCUGGGAACAGAGGAAGAGGAGGAUGGCUUGUCCAGGGUGGCCGGAUCAUCCAUCUUUACUUUUCAGAAAAGUAGACGGGGUCACAGCAUGGCUCAGACCGCAAGUGAGUUAGCGCGGACUCCGGGGAAGAAUGUGACGUUCAGCACAAACCCAAACAUGGAGCCUCGCACCCCCACUCGCACUGGCCGAAACCACAAAGAUGAAAAUAGAACGCCGCAGAGGGGAAAGAAAGUGCAGUUUGUCUCCACGACGCCACACAGACUUCGGAAGAGGAUGACAACACCAAGCCUUCGGUCAGACAGCGACAGCGAACUGUCACCGUCAGCUUCCGAAGAAGAAGAAGAGGAGGGGGAUGAAAAUGCCAUGGAGGAUGACAAAAAGCUGCAUGAUAAAGAAAACGUGAAAACACCCAAAAAAAGUUCCUCAGCUGCGCUGUAUAAGACGCCUGCUAAGAAAACCAAGAAUGUUCCGGAACCGGUCAGCCAGCCCAGCAUGGUCGAGGAGUACUUCGAGGCUCACGGCAGCUCAAAAGUGCUGACGUCUGACCGCACACUGGAGCGACUCAACACUCCCAAACUGGAUCGAGAGAAGCUGAUCCAGCUGUUGGAAGGGAAACCCUCAUGCUUCUCUAAAGACAUCCAGCUGCUCAACAGCAAGCACAGGAAGCACUUCAACAAGUGGAUGCUGCAGCUGCAAUUGGGGUUCAGUGUCUUGCUCUACGGUUUGGGAAGCAAAAAGUCUCUGCUGGAGGACUUUCGCACAACCCACCUGUCUGAAGAGAUCCACCUCGUCGUCAAUGGAUUCUUCCCUUCCAUCACCCUGAAAUCGAUAUUAAAUUCUCUGACAUCUGAGGCUCUAGAUCAUCAAGGAAGUUUUCGAACACCAUCUGACCAGAUCCAGUUCAUCUCUCAGACCCUGAAGACGAGCCCAGAUAUUCAUAUCUACAUGUUGAUUCAUAACAUUGAUGGGCCUAUGCUGCGAGGGGAGAAGACCCAGAGUGCACUUGGGCAGCUGGCAUCUCUGCCGAACCUUCACCUCGUGGCCAGUAUUGACCACAUAAACGCUCCUUUGGUGUGGGACCAGUUUAAGCAAAGCCAAUUUAACUGGUUGUGGUGGGAGUGCGUCACCUACCAGCACUACGGAGAGGAGACGUCCUAUGAGAACUCUUUGCUUGUGCAACAAACCGGUGCACUGGCGCUUUCCUCGCUAACACAUGUGCUGCGCAGCUUGACGCCGAAUGCAAGAGGGAUUUUCAAACUGCUGGUCAAAUUCCAACUGGAAAACAAAGACAACCCUUCGUACACAGGGUUGUCGUUCCAAGACUUCUACCAGCGCUGUCGAGAGGCCUUUUUGGUGAACUCUGACCUCACACUGAGGACGCAGCUGACCGAGUUUAGAGACCACAAGCUGAUUCGCACACGCAAAGGAGCAGAUGGAGUGGAGUACCUGAUUGUUCCCGUGGAUGCCAACACACUGGUGGACUUCCUGGAGAACGAGGAAGGGGACUGAGAAGAACAAUUUUUUGAAAGAGAGUGAAAGAAGUUUUGUAACUAGAUGGAUGAAUUAAAGUGUACCAAAA